This is a messenger RNA of Perca flavescens (yellow perch), 2733 nucleotides long. RefSeq names its product homeobox protein Hox-C10a. Gene Ontology annotation, biological process: regulation of transcription by RNA polymerase II. Gene Ontology annotation, cellular component: nucleus. The record is from RefSeq and is a predicted model, not a curated record. Gene Ontology annotation, molecular function: RNA polymerase II cis-regulatory region sequence-specific DNA binding; DNA-binding transcription factor activity, RNA polymerase II-specific. The coding region runs from base 120 to 1109 and encodes 329 amino acids. The transcript is spliced from 6 exons. Lineage: Eukaryota; Metazoa; Chordata; Actinopteri; Perciformes; Percidae.
GAUAUUUUUGCACCCCCCUCCAAAAGAUGUCAGCAUCCUACUGUCCUUAUUCUCCUGGAGAAAUCCCGUAGUUCAGACCAGUGGAACACCAAACGAUUACUGUGUUGCCAAAUGCAAAAAUGUCAUGUCCGAAUAACAUAGCGGCCGGUAACUUCCUGAUGGAUUCUUUAAUGGGAGGAUCAUCUUCCUUCAGGGGUGAGGGUUAUUCCAGCAACCCCGGGAUGUACAUCCACACAGCUGCAGAGUACGGAUAUUCGGUGAUGAGAAACAUUGGUAAGAUUGGACAAUCUGCCCUCUCCAAAAGAGACGAGGUUCCUCCGAGCAGUCUGCCGCUCAGCGGCUUCCAGGAUGCGCCCUACCUGUCAACACAGCUGGCCACAUGGACCCCAGGCUCCAAAACCAGUAGGGACGAACAACCUGUUGCCCAGUGUUUACAACCCUGCUCGUUUCCAGCGGGCAACGUCAAAGAGGAGGCGUUUUGUUGCCUCUACCAGGAUGACAGCAAUAAGGGGAAACAGACAACAGAGUCGGCCACUUACAUCCGGCUCGGUGACAAUAGCUGCAGGUCUGAGCAAACCGCCUCGUCCAGCGGCUGUUUCCAGGUGUACAACGGAGAGAGGCCCCAGCAGGACGAGCAGCAGUUCCCCUCCGGCUUCUCUCUGACCCACUUGGCGACAUCUGUUGAAUCAGCAUCAGAGUCGACAAUAAGUUGCAGCAAAUCGGCGCAGGACACAGCGAGAGAGGUUUCAAAGACAGAUGAGAGUCAGAGCAGGAAGGAAGGGAAGGCCAAGAGUGACAGCUGUUCAGAUAACUCGGACGGGGAAUUAAAAGAUGAUUUAUUCGCGGAAAAGACAACGGGAAGCUGGUUAAAAGCCAAAAGUGGAAGGAAGAAGCGGUGUCCCUACACAAAGCACCAGACGCUGGAGCUGGAGAAGGAGUUCUUGUUCAACAUGUAUCUGUCUCGGGAGCGCCGCCUGGAGAUCAGUCGAAGUAUCAACCUGACCGACAGACAGGUCAAGAUCUGGUUCCAAAACAGACGCAUGAAGCUCAAGAAGCUCAACAGGGAGAGCCAAGAAAGGGAGCACAGUGCAGUUUAUAACUAUUCCUGAAGAGAUUUCUACCUACACAUGCAUUCACAAACACACACACAUACACACCCAUACACAUGCACAUACACACACACCCUACAUCUCUGCAUAAACAUUACAGAUACAGACAGACAUGCAUGUGUCAUCUUAGAAUGCAUUCAAUAAUCAUUCAUCAAAUUUCUCUUUAUGUGCACACCACACACUCACAUACACAUGGCGUGCCUUCCUUCCUAUAUGAACUAUGAAACGCUGCGACCCGCAGACUAGACUAUAGAGUUCCAGGUGAACCCUUGCAGCAGCAUUGGGACAGUGAGGUGCUUUUACCUUGCAAUGAUAAUAAUAAUAUAACAUGAAGCAAUCUCAAGCAGUCUAUAAAUAACUCGUGGCAUGUAAGCAGUUUCACUUUGCUGUGCUACAGCCUAAUGUAUGUUUUGCCACUUGUGCAGCUUCUUCGUUGGUGUUUGUUUCUGUGGCAUAUUCUUCGUGCAGUGUAAUGUGCGUGCACCAGACGAUAUUAAGCUAUGUCAUGGCAAACGAUUCCAAAACAAUAAAAGGAGGGGGAAAUGGAAAGGUAUUACCAACUUUGUCCUUCCCCUGGCAUAGUGGUACAAAUGAGAGGGAGGGAGAGACACUGCGGAUGAGAGAAGAGGUUCAUGGCAGUUUUAAUAGAAGUGAGAGACCAUAACGUUGAUUUAAAUAUUAUCCAGGUGACCACAGUAAGUCAAGGUCAUAAAAUUCUAAUGUCAGGUUCGCCCUGGAAAGCGUUGGGGGUGGAUUUUAUGAUCUGCAAAUAUAAUGUGCUGCAGCAGUAAAGAUGCGUUUAAAGGUGUGUGUGGAGGAGGGCUAAUCCACACAGCAAAGACUGCAAUGUGCAGGAUCCAGCCGAGUCGCUGGGCUGGAAGGAGCAGCCGCCUCCACCCGGGAUAAUGGAGCAGGAGAUAAGAAAGAUGGUGGAUAAAAGGGACAGCAACCGCGACGGCUGCAGGAACAAUAAUAACAACAGGCAUAACGGCAAACACGUGGAUAACUAAACGCACCGGGAAGACUUCUGCAGGAGGCAACAGAAGAGGGAUCUUCGGGACAGUCGCCGCCUCUAGCAGCCGCUGCGUUUAUCCCCCCCACCACCACCCCACCCCCCCGAGGCAAUAAAGCCGCGACUGGGAAGAGAAAAGAAGCAAGCAUGCCUGCUAGAAAAGACUUUUCUCGGCAAACAGACAGUCUGUCUCCAUGAGCUCCUUAUCCGGGAUGUGAAGACAGUACGUGGGAGAUGUCCGCUCUGUUGAUAUUUCCCACUCGCCUUCGUGACCCCUCAGCCGCUGUGUUGGACCACAGCGAAGCUACAAACUACGGAGAGCGUGCUGGGACAGUUCAUCGGGUCAAAAUGAGUGGGACCGUGGAUUUAUCAGUAAAUAAACGCAGGCUACUCAAAGAAAUGUUGCUUGAAGAAAUAUCGCAGAAGCUUCUUCGGGCGCCCCAAGUUGCCAGAGGAUUACUUUGCAACUCCAGAGCUCCGCCAUUGGAGGACGGCCGCACGUGACUACGGCACCCUUCUGUUGCAGGUUGAACCCAGGUGAACAGUGUCAGAGCCCACUGGAGCCUCUGGUUCACUGCCAUGCCAAGGGCAAGCUGGACACCAAGAGCAGGA